GUCUAUUAUACGGAUGGAGGCUACACAACAUUAGUAUGACUAAGACUGUGGGCUUAACGAAUGGUAUAGCCAUUUUAUUCUACACCCUGCAAUCAGUUUAUACAGGUACAACACAUACCAGUAAAACAUGCUAUGGACAGUAUGGCCUCCAAUGUACUCGGCAUGUGCUCAGCUGCAGCAGCAACCAGAAGAUCGCCAUCUAUGACGCAUAUUACACUGACAAUACAGAGUGUAGAACAGGUAUCUCUAGUUGCUCAGUGAACCCAGACAGUGUGACAGAACGUGGAUAUCACAGGUUCAACAACGCCGAGCUGGUCUCCCUCUACGACAACUGUUCAACAGAGACUCAGUGUGUGUAUCCUGCUCCCCGGCGUGGUGCAGCUCUUGCAUUCUCUGUUGUGAAAUAUCAGUGCAUUAAAGGUGUUGCCCGCCGUGACAUGUCUGAAACUGAUUCAUUGAACAUCAGUGGAGGGGUUGCAGUAGGCUUGUCUCAAGUCUCACUCACACAUGGAGAUAAAAGGAUACCAAGUUCAACACCACAAACCAACACUUGUUUGUGCACUUUCAAGUCUAAUGUCACCGCUACAAGCAUAUCAGUGUAUACUCUUGACGCGCGGUCAGGACGAGGAACUUCAGAGCGAUGCUUAUCAAAGUUGUCUGUCCUACCUGGGGAUGUCAUCACAACAAAUAAUUGUUCAACUCUGUUCAUACCGUUUGAGAGACUCAACGUAACAGCGGAGCUCCCGGUAUCGCUAUACUUCUCAGAUAUUAUGAGGCCGCCAUCAGCAUUAGUGUGGCUUCUGAUCAAUGCAUCAGACCCUUUCAAUGUGAAGUGCGAAACUGAAACAGUGACAAGCACAGUGGGAUUCAACACUGGGUCAACUGGGGGCAGAUCUCCUGUAUCCACCUCUUCACAAUUCCCAGCCGGUGUGUUUGUGGGAGGGGUGGCUGUCGGGGUUGUUAUUGUCAUCCUGAUCGGUCUUGCAGUGUACGUCUUCGUUGUAAGGCGUCGGUACGAUCUUACUGUGAAGAAACAAGGAGACGCCCCAGCUUCCAUUGAACACCCCACCUACUCAGGACUGUCAGCGGGAGCUGAUGUCAACAACUGUGACAUUAUUGAACAGACUUCCAAGUUUAAAGGGGAAACUGCACAUGAGGUGGCGGCUACUCAAGAUUACCAAAACCUUUGAUUUAUCACCAGUCAAUCAUUCUGUAAAUGUAACACAGACAAGAUAAUGACUCUAUGAUAAUCAUGUUAUGCUCAUUCGUGUCAUGUACUGGUUUCAGUUUGGCUCCAGCACAUGUGCAAUUAGUAUCUGGUCUUGGAGUAAUCCCGAGAGAAAAGUAGGGCUGUAUGCCCUUGAAAUGUAUAUGUCACACCCCUAGAUUUUCUUCUUCUAAAUUACUGUUAGGCUGUUACCACUAUGAUUGUGUACUAUAUGGAUCUCAGCCAGUGUGUGAAUUGAAUGAUUUCGCGAAAACUGGUAGCAUCACUAUUUUAUAGUCAUUCAGAAUCACAUAGUCAUGAUAUAGUCGGAAUCGUACAAUGGUUUCGCUUACUGCAGAUAUUUCGUAUAAUUAUGGAAAUAAUUUUGUCGCUCUGAUUUAUUGAACAGUAUUUAAGUUGCAACAAUAUUCUAGCUCCAUGUGAGGGGGAAAGCCAUAUAUUAACCACUGAUCUGAAACCCAGGAACAACGGUGUGGUGCUGAUAAGGAUAGUAAGGAAAAAAUCUGGAUUCAAACCCGCGAAAUGCGGAUGUUGGCGGACGUAAGGGACACAACUCUACAGUUUAUUGCCGCGCCUUUGACUAUUUUUUAAGGACUUACCUCAAAUCUUAUUGAGAUCACAAUAUAUAAGUGUAUUAUAUAUUUAAACGUUUUCGCCAUUUCGCAGUAGCUGUUUCUACAAUUUGUAUAUUUUUGUAAUAUUGGCUAUAACUCCAUAUGUAUACUGUAAUCGGCCUUUUUAAUAAUGCUUGAAAUAAAUACCGACACUACAUGUA
Haliotis rufescens (red abalone) is the source of this 2003-nucleotide messenger RNA. RefSeq lists its product as uncharacterized. The record is from RefSeq and is a predicted model, not a curated record. NCBI's taxonomy places the organism in Eukaryota, Metazoa, Mollusca, Gastropoda, Lepetellida, Haliotidae. The transcript is spliced from 9 exons. Bases 36 to 1190 code for a protein of 384 amino acids.